UGAAAACAUGCAAUAGAGGUAGAUUGAUAAAAGUUUAAAGUUGGAUAAUUUUCGAAGUUUCAGGUUCCGACAAUUUACUUUUACUGCAUUGUAAUGUCUACUACUCAACUCAAGAUUAACUCAACGCAAAUUUAGUAGUUCAUGGCCACACCGAGGAUGACUAAUCGAUUCGCUAUUCACCGGCCGAAUUAUUUCGUCAUCUAAUUUUAUCUCGAUCAUUUCAUAACAUUACGUACAUCCAGAGUCAUUGAGCUUCGAGCUUACGGUCAAAAAAGUUGAAUUAGUGCUUCGUGAUCGCGAUAAUUAUUCAUCUCACGUGUGCCUUUCCUUAUUUUUCGCAUCAGAAUGGAGAUCUUAUGCUUCGAUUCGAGCGGUUCCACUUCAGGAUGUACGAAAUACUGGGCAGCGGUGGAAAACUUGAUCCAGUCGAAUAAAUUCGACGCUUUAUUAUCGUGGAAUUCUAGCUGUACUAGAGUACAAGAGAAUAAUCUCGGUACCAGAGGAACCGGAGGAACAUCUCCCAGUACAUUUAUCAACUACAUCGUAAACGAGUUCAAUAAAGAUUACGUCGAAGAGAAAUUCGGUAAAGGAGCCGAAGUCACUUUACAAGUGACGACAGAUGGCGAAAUAGGUGACUGGGAUAUCUCUACCUGUGCCGAGUAUCUAACUAAACCCAAUUUUCCUACGUUGAAAACCGUCACCAUUCAUUACAUCGGUCACGAAAGCGAGAUGAAUUUCGGUCUAAACGCUAUUUUCGGAUCAGUCUCCGAGUUACUGUACAGUAUUAACGAUACAAGUGCUACUAAAAAGGUUCCAUCGGUAGCCGAACUGGAAAACUACGAAGAUAUCUUCACACCGGAGUUCGUAUCGUUUCUAUGUUCACGUGUAACCGAUCUGAAGAAGACUGAUUUCGACGCUUUUACUCGUCUACGUAAGACUUUGCAAGCUAAACUGGAUAAAAAAUACAAAGAGUUGCCCGAAAGUAAACCUCUAUCUCCGAAGCAGUAUUUCGAUAAAGGUGACGCUGCCGGUCUCGAGAAAGCAAUCAAAGCUAAAAUGUUCACCGUAGAGAAUACCGAAUUUCAAAGCUGGAAGAAUAAGAUUAUGACUUGUUUCGAUAAAUGCGCAUCGAUCAAGAUAUCAGAUACGAGAGCUAAAGCUGACCUAAAAUCCACCGUACUCAAGAAGCCCAAAGUCGUAGCCGGUUAUAAGUUCGAAGACGAGACUACGGUCGUCGAAGACAGUAUCACUUUCGAGAACAUCGACGAAGGUAAAAUCUGCGUUCUGGUCAAAUUCAACCAGCCAGCUUUAUUCAAGCCUGAUUCGACCUACGUAAAGAAUCCAUUCCUCAUAUUCCAAGAUGAUGAUAUUCGUUCGCAGAUGAUAAAACGAUUCGAGCUACAUCCUUUAUCAGUCAACACGGUCAAAGAACUGACCAAAGGUAGCACCACCGAGUCACCUUUUACUCGAGACCAGUGUCGAGCUUUCAUCUUGGGUCCUGCCAACAUGAACGAGAUCAAUUUCAACUCUCAAGCUUUGGCUUCGUUCUUCGAAAGUGAAAAACGAAACACGAUCUUCGGUAACAAAGUCAUCUGGCAGUUGGUCGUGUUGUAUUUGCUCAAAAAACACAUCGAUUCUUCGGUUCAGAGUAACGAAAGCGUAGCUUGGCCUCGAGACGAACUCCAUCCUUUGAUCAACGCCAUUCUCAAAGAGUACAUUAUGAACGAUACUUUACGUUAUCAUCUCACUCUGCACGUCAGAAUCGCUCUUCCAGUCGAUCGAGUCCCAUUGUACGUUGCUUUAUGGUACGUUAUCUUAGUAGCUCCGAUGUACGCUCCCAAUUCCACUCGUAAUCUGCUUCGUUACCCUUCUGGUACCGUACUCCUGGAUUUACUCAACGAUGCCAAUCUCGAAGACAAAAUACCCAUCGACGAUGUGAUCAGAAAACGAUUAAAUUUCCGAAUAAAGCUGUGGAAAUUAUGGAACUCGAUCCUGGGUCAUAAAAAAGAUCGCGAACUAGAACUAACCGUUCGAGCUAGCUACCAAAACUACUGCAUCGUACAAGAUAAAAUAGUCCUUCUGUCCGGUCACAAACCGACCGAGUUACCAGCUCCAGAUCUCGUCUCUGGUAUCCCUCCUUCGGUAGUCAAAGUCAUGUGGGAUUCUUUAACUUCGAAGUCGACUCGUUUCCAGAAAAUCAAUCAAGAUGGUAAUAAUCUACCUCGUCCCAAAUGGGUGAUUCUAAAAAGAGAUAAAACCGAACGCGAAGAAGUCUUCCAUACUCAAAUCGAUCCUGAUACUUUACGUCCUAUCGUCACAUGUCCUGUGACUGAUAAACCAAUCGUCGAAUGCUACGGUAGAUUCGAUAUCAAAUCCGAAUCCUACGCCAGGAUCUUCUCGCUGUAUUGUGCCAAGUACAAAAAAUAUCCCGAAAGCUCCGAUCAACUUGUAUUGUUCCAUAAUCGAAAACGAGCUAAAGAUAACGUAUCCAGUGUGUUCAUCGCAAAGUAUAUGAAACAUGUGUUCGAUAUUUAUCAACCCAUCGUACAAACUAUGUCCUGUGCAGAAUUCGUUAAGAAAUAUAAUGCCUACGGUGAUCGUGAAGAUAAACCGAAGAAAGAACCGGUACAGCCAAGUACGUCGAAAAAUAAGAAACCAGCAGCGGUGGCUACGAAGAAUCGUAAAAAGGUUCCGGCGAUUCGUGGUAAAAAAGCUCCUCUGCGUCCUUUUCGUCGUAAUCGUGCGAAGAAGUAAUAUUAUCGAUAUCGAAAUAUGAUUGAGUUUGAAACGAGUGAUUUUUACUUCGUUUAACUGACUAAUUACGUUUAUUUUACUGUUUUUUUUUACUCUCCUGAUCAAUUAGAAGGAUAAGAAAAAUGGAUUUAAUUUAGAAGUACCUAUUUAUUUUUCAUUUUUUUAUCGUGUAUUUUUAUGAUCUAUAUUUUCUUUUCUGGGUUUCGUAAUCGUUACACGAGUCGUUUCAGGUGCUGAAGUAAUUUAUCGAUAAGUUUAUUCUUCGUUCAUUAUUUUUGAAAAAAAAAAUUUGCUGAUGACUCAGUUCGUUGGAUCUGAUGAGUGAUUGGUUUUUUUUUUUUGCAAUAUUUUAAAAUGUUUCGUAAUUUUUGAUGAAAGAUUUUUAAACGAUAUUUUAUUCUAAUUAAAUUUUAUCCCAACAAGCCGGUUAUUUUUAGUUUCGUGGUAUUUAUUUUUCAUUUUUUUAACUCCAAUUUAGAAGAAUUUACGUUUAGGUAAUUUUUUUAACGUUAAUUUUUAUGAUCUGAUCUAUUUCAUCUUAUUUUUAUAAUCGUUAAAGGUGUUAAAAUUAUCGAUAAGAUUCUUCGUUUAUAAUUUUUGUAAAAAACUUUCGUAUUAGGUACUUUAGAGUGUUACGUUUUGUUUUUUGCAAUGACUAUUUUUGAUAAUAUUGUGUGUUAAUAAAUAAGUUCCUUGAUAUUUUUUUAAUCAAAUUUAGAAGAAUUUAUAUCUUGUAAGUGAUAUUUUGGUAUCGUAUAUUUUUAUGAUUACUUUUUUUUUUAAAAAAAAAGUUAUUUUCUAGUUUGUUGAGAAUCGUAAUAGCCUAUGUACAAAUUUGUUAUUUUUUUUUUGUAAUAUUAUUUUCAUACGUAUUAUGUAGGUAAGUACUUCGUUAUUUUUGAUAAUAAAGAUUCACCGUUGAUUUUUAA
Messenger RNA from Planococcus citri (citrus mealybug), 3683 nucleotides. RefSeq lists its product as uncharacterized. The record is from RefSeq and is a predicted model, not a curated record. The transcript has 2 exons. The coding region runs from base 346 to 2754 and encodes 802 amino acids. NCBI's taxonomy places the organism in Eukaryota, Metazoa, Arthropoda, Insecta, Hemiptera, Pseudococcidae.